CCCCACCCUGCAGCAACCACAUAUAAAUAACUGCACAUUCUUUAAAAAAGAAAGGACGUACUAAAGGACUGUUCAGAACAUUUUGCUUCAAACGAAAAACAAUGAAGACUGAGAUGAGAUUGGGAGUAAUUACUCUCCUUUGUAAGGUAUUUUUGUGUGGACUUGCGGAGGAGUCUCCAUGUACACCUGGCUUAGAGUCGGAGUUGCUGGUUUUUAAAGUGCACAGAGAUCACCUUUACAAGGGGAAAACACUAGGAAGAGUAAAUUUUAAUGCGAUGGAAAAACAAGAAUACUCUUUCGGUCUGAUGACAAGCGGUUUGAUGUGAACAUGGAUGGCACUGUAACACUGAAGAGAUCACUGAUUCUUCAUGAGGGUUAUGAGGUGUUUACUGUGCACGCUUGGGAUGCCAAUGGCAAGAAGCACACUGUAUCUAUCAGAGUUGAAUUGGUUGACCAUCUUAAGGGGCAUCAGAUGGAUACAGUCAUGAACGUCUCCUCUUUAAAGAUGAAACCUCCCUCUGAUGAUAUGAUUCUGACUUUUCCAAAGUCUUCAACGGGUCUAAAGAGAGCAAAGAGAGCUUGGUAUAUUCCUCCAUUCAAUGUACCUGAAAACAGCAGAGGUCCUUUCCCAAUGUGGCUGGUCCAGAUAAAGUCAGACUUUGCCCGGGAAACUCAAAUAGAAUACAGAAUCACAGGUGAAGGAGCGGAUCAAGACCCAAAGGGGAUUUUCACUGUUGACAGAUUGUCAGGGAAUCUCUAUGUGACUCAGCCACUCAACAGAGAAAAAAAAGCUUCAUACAGAAUUACAGCUCAUGCUGCAGCACUUUCUGCGAGUAGUACUGCAGAAAAACCAAUGGAAAUUGUCAUCCAUGUGAUCGACCAAAAUGAUAAUGAGCCUGUGUUUAUUCAAAAUCCUUUUAAUGGACAUGUUCGUGAAGAUGCUGGAAGAGCAAUGGCCCAGAUAUACUUUGUUAAUUAAAGCUGCUGACAUGGGCGGAAAUGGUUUGUCAACCACUGGCACAGCUGUUAUUACUGUUACUGAUGAAGAUUAUGAUUAUUCUGGAUCGCCUGCCUGGACUUCGAGAACGAACAAUAAUGCCAUUGUGUGUGCAAUGAUUUUUUUUUUUUUUUUUUUUUUAAUAAUUGAAUUUAUUUGAGUCUUGUUUAAGAGUCUUAUGUCAGGAAUACAGUAACAGUGAUUAUAACUCAUUACUUAUCGGCUUCCAUAAUGGAAACAUGCUCAUUAUUUUUUGUUCCAUUAUUUCCUAAUAUUGCUCACAUUGUAUUUGUUAAUUAUAUACAUUUUAUAAUUCACUAAUGAUUUAUUCAUAACUGUAAGGAUCAAUGUACAGCUGGAUGUUUUAUUUUAUUUUAUUUUAUAUUUUUAAAACUCAUACGCCAGGUUCACAGACAAAGCUUAAUCAGACUAAAAUGCAUGUGUGAGCUGUCUUCAACUGAAAGCAACUUGACUUUUACAGAAUCACAAGUAUUUCAUCUUUAUUUACUUUUAAUUUAAAGGGGGGUACUUUUGUACUGAUUUUUAGUCCUCCUGGGACAACUUUUGUAGCUUACUGUAAAUGUCUAAACAUUUUUUUUCUAAAUUGAAGUUUGAGAUCAUCCAGUUGGACAAUCAAGAUUAUUUUGAAUGGAAUAUGAGCAUUAUUGACAUGGUGGUCCAGAACAACACCACCAGGCAGAGGCCUGGGGAGAUGUUGAGACAGGAGCUUAACAAGCAUGGAUUCAAACUUCUUACAUUUUUUUACCUAUGAUGCAAGUGUGCAAAUUUUUUGUGUAGCUAAAAUGCAAUGAAAUUCUUUUUCAGAUGUAAAGGCAAGAUCAAUAAUUCAGAAUUCCCUGUUGAAGAAUUUCAAUAA
Labeo rohita (rohu) is the source of this 1874-nucleotide messenger RNA. Its product is annotated as cadherin-1. Gene Ontology annotation, biological process: homophilic cell-cell adhesion; cell morphogenesis; calcium-dependent cell-cell adhesion. The record is from RefSeq and is a predicted model, not a curated record. NCBI's taxonomy places the organism in Eukaryota, Metazoa, Chordata, Actinopteri, Cypriniformes, Cyprinidae. Gene Ontology annotation, cellular component: catenin complex; adherens junction; plasma membrane. Bases 329 to 979 code for a protein of 216 amino acids. The transcript has 7 exons. Gene Ontology annotation, molecular function: cadherin binding; calcium ion binding.